AUGAACGACGCUGAGCCAUCACUCUUUCUGGCCAGACAUGAGUAUGCAUACGGGCAAUCUCACCACAAUCAUUUAAAACAGCAUCAAAAAUUACACAAACGGCAAACGACGGUAGUUGAAACGGCAACAGCUGAGGCUUCCGCCAUAACAGAAGUUAUUCAGACAAUAUCCGUGGUCCAACAGGUUGAUGUCGAUGCCGAUGGAUCUACUAUUGCGGUCCAGACCUUUCCAGCGAGCGACUACUCGUCUUUGAGAUUACAAGCUGCAACAACAACUACUUCCUCGAUCUCUUCGAAUAGAGAUAAUUCUUCUGCUGCUUCUACAGUUCUUGGAGCUCAACCUACAUCAUCGGGCCAGGUCAUCCUAUCGUUAUCGUCGAGCACUGAUUCUUCACGCAAACAAUAUAUUAAUGGUAUGGUAUUAGUAAUUUCUAGCUCAUUUCCAAAUUCGACCCCAGGCCCAGUAUCAAUCUCGCUUUCAGGCUCAACUUCAAGCUCGACAACAUUAUUUUCCAAUGCGACCGCUUCUGCUUCAAUCUCUUCCUCAUCAUCCACAUCUAAUACUACCCGACUUUCUUUUACUGACUCCACUUUGACAUCCUCAUUCGAAACCUUUGCAUCGACGAUAACAUCUUCCUUCUUGUCAUCACCUGUAUUUCUUUCUUCGGCUGCAUCAUCGACAACUUUCAGCUCGACCACGCCCUCGUCUUCGUCCUCAUCUUCUUCGUCCUCAUCUUCUUCGUCCUCAUCUUCGCCCUCAUACUCGUCAUCUCAAACAGAUUCGACUAGCAGUAUCGCUUCUGUCGGUGGAGGUACCGAAACUAGUUCGGCAUCCGGGAGUAGCAGUGCUACAGGGGGUGCGGUUGGUGGGAGCGGCAAUGGAACAGCUGCGAGUUCGACACCAUCCACAUCCACGAUAGUGGGGGGUGUAGUUGGUGGGGUAGCUGGGCUCGCUGCACUUCUCUUUAUUUUGAUGUUGGUGUUGAGAUGGAAGAAGAAGAAUGGUGGGAUGUUGUCAAUUGGAAGUGUACCUCCUUCGACGAUCGCCGGUGGCGGAAGGGGUGGGGGAGUUGGUGGAAAUGAUGGUAGUGGUUCUGCAGGUCAAUCCCAAGGUUUCCCUAAUCAAGCUCCUCGUAGCAUGACGGAGCGCAGAUCACUCGCAAUGGCCGUGCCUGCAGCGCUGGCCAGCCUCUCGAAAUCUAAGCGAUCAUCUCAAAACACAGCCACUAACACGGUUUCAUCAGCAGGAAGUGAAAGAGGUUUCUAUAGGGUAUCUGGUAAGAAGCUUCCAUCUGUCUUACAACAUGGAGGUGACGGAUUCGGUGAACCAAAUUCAAAUACAAUGAGCGGAUCAUCGUUUUACCCCUCUGGUGUACCUGCUAUGCCGAUCUCCAACACUUUAAGUGGCACCUCAUUCUACCGAGAUUCUCAGGGGUUCUAUGGAGGACAGCCAAGCCCACCUCUCGAGCCCCCAAAUAGAGACUCUGGAGUCCCGGUCAUGAGGCCAAGCCCGGCAAGAACCCCGGUUACGGAACAUGGCCCUUUUACAGAGCCACCUGGGCCUAUACCACCGAGGCCGGAUCUUCUGGGUCGUUCACUUGCCUCACAAGAUGGCUCCCACGCCUCAAGAUUUACAGAAGAAGUCUGA
Messenger RNA from Sclerotinia sclerotiorum 1980 UF-70, 1647 nucleotides. RefSeq lists its product as hypothetical. The transcript has 2 exons. Bases 1 to 1647 code for a protein of 548 amino acids. The record is from RefSeq and is a predicted model, not a curated record. NCBI's taxonomy places the organism in Eukaryota, Fungi, Ascomycota, Leotiomycetes, Helotiales, Sclerotiniaceae.